UUCUUUCUGUACGACUUGGAAGCUGACAUUUGAGACAAUCUGCGAAUCUGUGCGUCGUUGUGUGCUGCAGGCAGGUAGAUGACAUGCAGGGUGAGCCAUGGACCAGAUCACCUUCCAUUAUGGCACGGUGUGUCUGACGUGUGUGUGUUCCCCAGGUGUGCUGCAGGCAGGUAGAUGACAUGCAGGGUGAGCCAUGGACCAGAUCACCUUCCAUUAUGGCACGGUGUGUCUGACGUGUGUGUGUUCCCCAGGUGUGCUGCAGGCAGGUAGAUGACAUGCAGGGUGAGCCAUGGACCAGAUCACCUUCCAUUAUGACACGGUGUGUCUGACGUGUGUGUGUUCCCCAGGUGUGCUGCAGGCAGGUAGAUGACAUGCAGGGUGAGCCAUGGACCAGAUCACCUUCCAUUAUGGCACGGUGUGUCUGACGUGUGUGUGUUCCCCAGGUGUGCUGCAGGCAGGUAGAUGACAUGCAGGGUGAGCCAUGGACCAGAUCACCUUCCAUUAUGACACGGUGCUGUCUGACGUUCACCUGUUGCUGCCCAACUCUCGCCACCUCAUGGCACGCCUUAACAGCGUAGGACAACCAGUGUUCAUCUCCCGGUUCAGAAUCCUGUGGGACGGAGCGAAGCAGCACACCUGUGACCUCGGUUCCCCCUGCGGAGGGGAAGAGUUAGACCGCGACACCCAGGAGGAGAGUGGAAGGGGAGAUGCUAGGGGGAGUGAGACUGUGGCUGACGCAGGGGCAGACGGAGGAGUGGACAGAGGGGAGGACGGAGGAGUGGAUGGAGGGGAGGACGGAGGAGUGGACAGAGGGGAGGACGGAGGAGUGGACGGAGGGGAGGACGGAGGAGUGGACGGAGGGGAGGACGGAGGAGUGGACAGAGGGGAGGACGGAGAGGUAGAACCACCCCUGGAUGAAGAUGGAGAUUUAGAGGUACCACGCAGGCCCAGACAAACACUCCCUGAGAGGGACAGAGACAUGGUCUACCCCAUCAUCCUCAGCCAGGCAAGAAGAGAGGAAGAGGAGGAGGAGGAGGAAGAGAAGUGUCCUAGAGACGUCAUCAGGAUAGAACACACUAUGGCCACGCCUUUAGAAGAUGUUGGCAAACAGGUCUGGCGUGGUGCCUUCCUAUUGGCUGAUUUAAUCCUGUCUCAGCCAACUACAUUCAGAGGAGCCACUGUCUUGGAGUUGGGGGCAGGGACUGGGCUGACCAGCAUAGUCAUGGCAACGGUGGCCAAAACAGUGUACUGCACAGACGUUGGGGAGGAUCUACUGAGCAUGUGCCAGAAGAACGUGACGUUAAACAGACACCUGAUGGAACCUGCAGGUGUGCUGCAGGCAGGUGUGCUGCAGGCAGGUAGAUGA
Molecule: messenger RNA, 1366 nt
Organism: Salvelinus namaycush (lake trout)
Lineage: Eukaryota; Metazoa; Chordata; Actinopteri; Salmoniformes; Salmonidae
Product: methyltransferase-like protein 22
Exons: 9
Coding region: 482-1366 (294 amino acids)
Biological process (GO): protein methylation
Cellular component (GO): nucleus
Molecular function (GO): protein methyltransferase activity
Source: RefSeq, a predicted model, not a curated record